Sinocyclocheilus rhinocerous is the source of this 819-nucleotide messenger RNA. RefSeq lists its product as uncharacterized. Gene Ontology annotation, biological process: positive regulation of transcription by RNA polymerase II; positive regulation of MHC class II biosynthetic process; regulation of apoptotic process. The transcript is spliced from 3 exons. Lineage: Eukaryota; Metazoa; Chordata; Actinopteri; Cypriniformes; Cyprinidae. The record is from RefSeq and is a predicted model, not a curated record. The annotation marks the transcript as partial.
UUGAAAUUCCUGCAGCAUGGCGUCUGCACAGCAAUCUGCUAAAGAGUACCUCAGAAACACCAGGAAAGACCUGGUGACUGGCAUGAAAAACCUUCCUCUGAUCAUUGAGAAUCUUCAUCAGCAGAAUGUUUUCAAUGUCUAUAACCUCAAUGAUCUCAAAGCCGAGAGGACAGAGUUUGGUAAAGCCAGAUGUAUAUUGGAUUGGGUUACUAACAAAGGUGAAAAGGCCAGUUAUGAAUUACUCAAGAUUCUGGAUGUCACUAAGAAGAGGACAUUAGAUCCUGGUUUACACCCCUGGAUCAGCUAUUUUCCCUUCAAAGAAGACGACGCAGAGGCCAGCUAUUCAAUUGGUACAAAGCCUUGUAAAAACUACCAGACACAGCUCAAGAUGAAAGCAAGAAGAAUCCUGAAGAACCAAAGGAAAUGUUUCUGUAAACAUCUGGAUGACAAGGAAACUUUAUAUCUCUUCAAAAAAUGCAAAAAGCUACGGCCCAAGAAGCUGAGAGCUUACAUUCCUAACGAGGAACAAGCACUGUCACCUGAGGAGCUCCUGAGAUGGCAGAACAAGAGCAUCCUCAUCAUCGGCAAACCUGGAGUAGGAAAGACUACAGUUGUCCAGGAAAUGCUGCGACUUUGGGCGGAGAAGGAUGACAGACAGAUAGACUACAUGUUUUACUUUGAUGAAAGUGUUUUGGCCCACAGUUCUAGCACUGCCAGCGUGGAAGCUCUUUUGUUUGAUGUGUAUUCAAAACCAAUGGAAAAAGACAGAAAAGAAGUGUUCCAAGAUAUUGAGGAAAACUCUGAGAAUGUUGUCAUUGU